Molecule: messenger RNA, 1548 nt
Organism: Copidosoma floridanum
Lineage: Eukaryota; Metazoa; Arthropoda; Insecta; Hymenoptera; Encyrtidae
Gene: Tim23
Product: translocase of inner mitochondrial membrane 23
Biological process (GO): protein import into mitochondrial matrix
Cellular component (GO): TIM23 mitochondrial import inner membrane translocase complex
Molecular function (GO): transmembrane protein transporter activity
Source: RefSeq, a predicted model, not a curated record
UCAUCGUCGAAAGAAAGAGAACAAUCUUGCAAUCCUUUCAUCCGCUCUCUGUUUUAGAGUAGCAACUUUUUUGGUUCAACCUUUAUAAACCUUUACUAGUGAAACAUUAGGAUCACGUUCACGUAAUCUUUUCUCCUUGUGACCCCCGUGUGCGCGCGUAUUCGGGAUACAUCAGUGGUUUAAUUCAACGAUUCGCGAAAGUUUACGAGUUAUCUUGUUAAGUAAAGGUUUGUUGGCACUGUGCUUCUCCGAACUUUCAACAAAAAUGAUAGAUUUCCGCGACGACAGUACUUCGAGUUCACCGAUACCCAGCAGUAGACACAGGGAGUCUUCGUCAGGAAUUCCUCAGUCUCAGUUGUCGUCAUUAAGUCCAUAUUUAAAUUAUGAUCCAGUAUAUUUACCUCCUAGUCAACCAGAAUUCAUAUUCCCAGAAGGGGCUUCAAAACAGAGAGGCCGUUUUGAAUUUGCGUUCAGUCAGAUAGGAGGAGCUUUUCUUGUUGGAGCUGCACUCGGUGGUUCAAAUGGAUUCUACAAAGGAUUAAAAGCAACGCAAUUAGCAGGACAGACAGGCAAAUUGAGGAGAACACAAAUGAUAAAUCAUAUAAUGAAACAUGGCACAUCGUUAGCAAAUGCGCUUGGUGUUGUGUCUUUGAUGUAUAGUGGAUUUGGUGUACUACUCUCCUACACCAGAGGGACAGAUGAUUCUAUUAACACACUAGCAGCUGCCACUGCCACCGGCGUAUUUUUCAAAUCCACAGCUGGACUAAGGAGGUGUGCAGUCGGAGGAGGGAUUGGCUUUGGAAUCGCGGCGAUAGUUUGUUUAUGGAAUAGUAGGGAUGCAUUUUCUGAAAUUAGGCAUCAUCGCAUGAAUCCAGCAUAAGACUGGGUGUGUGCCAGUCGUUUCCUUGAUCAGACCUAACUGUUACGAGUGUUCUUACUCCUUGCAAUUUUUUUCCUUUUUUUACUAUUGUAUAAAAUUUUUAAGACUUAAAAUUCAUUAAUCAUAACAUCACUGCUAACAUAAUGUUAACAGUAUGUGUGUUAAAAAAUUUAACUACUACAUCAUUUUGUUAUUUUCUUUUUACUGUUAUGUUAGCACCACCGAACUAAAAAAAAAAACGCUAAUUUCUCACAGCUUCUAGAUUUUGAAUGUAACUUCUGUAUUUAUCAUAAAAAUUUCGAUAAAAAGUACGAUGUUUUACAUAGUAACAUCUGUUAUCACGACAAUAGAUUUUACUAUUUUUUAAAUAUAGUGCUACGUAUUAUUAUAAAAUUAUUUCAAUUUAGGUCGGUGGUUACAGCAAAGAAAGUGCUUAACUGCAACGUAGUGUAGAAAUUUUUAAAAGUAAUCAAUAAGAAAAAAAAGAGAGAAAUGUUUAUAAUUAGAAAAGUAACUGCUGCUUGACAUAGAUGUUUGUUUUACAUUCUGUACCGAAAGUUGCAUAGUUAACAUAAAAAUACAUUUAAUGGGUACUACUCUAAUGAUUUGCUUAAAGGUGUGCACACCAUUAGAGUAGUUGCAAGCAAGACUGAAAUAAAUCAGUGAAA